AAUCAUCUAUCGUCUUAAAUAAUAAAUUUCGCAGGCACACACGUUUGGAAAAAUCCGAUUAUUUUAAUUCAAAUAGAGAAACGAAUCGGUUGCUUGUUAGAUCAAAAAAGUAAAUCGAAGUACGGAGUGUUUAGGCGAACUAGCAAAGCAUCACCCGAAUAUUGUCAACAAGAAUUUUGAUCUUUCAAGUCACUGUACGUAUAAUCAUCUCUAUUUAAUUAUCGCCCCUAUUAAUUGGCGUUGUGAUUUCUUUACUGUUCGUGCUUUUAUUAUAAAAUUUUAUUGAUUAAAUUUACUAAACCCGUAUGCGUCAUGUACUUUCAUUUCCAAUUUUAGCCAUAUGGUCGAAGAACUUACUAUGCAAAAUUUCAUUUCAAUAGAGUUGUGUUGCUUGUUGAAAUUUAUGUAUAUAUUUGUUGCAUUCUAUUGCAAUUUUACGCUUGUCAAGUUGAAAGCAUCUCAAAAUUGAUUGCUUUACGGUGCUCCACACCGAAACUGCUCAUCAACAAUAGACGGCAGGUUUAUUGAUUAUUCCAUAAGACCAUUCUUCUUUCGACGCCUUAACCGUCACCUGAUUUUAUUGAUCGUUACAGAAGCAUGCUCAGCUUGGAAUUUAAGCGUCUUCACAGGAAAUAAUUUUUAGCUUAUCAAUCAAAGACAAUCAAUACUUCAACGUCUUUCAAUAGAUAACUAUUGAUAUAAAUAUAUACCGCUAUAAGAUCAGAGCUCUUUCUAUAAAAUAAUCGAAUAAAGAGAUCGAUUUUACCUUUGUUAUGUCCAUAAAACUACUAUGUUACUUUAAACUUAAAUUGUAAUAUAACGAAUAAAAGCGCAUUGUUAAUACAAUCGCUUUAUAAUUAUCGUUGAACAAAUCAAAGCGGAUAAGUUUAAAACAAAGAAAGAAUGAUCAAUUCAUUGAUUAUGAUAUUUCACUGAGAGGAAAAAAGAAAAUAUAUUCUAUUUUAAACUUUUAUUUUUCAUUUUUUUUAUAAUCUUUGAUGUAUUUAGAUAUAGAUAUAUGUAUUUAUAUCUGAUUUUUAAAUACUUGAAAGAUAGGCUCUUUACUAUGUUGAUUGUUGAUAGAAUAAGUAAUUUGAAUAUUCUUAUCAAAAUUAUCUAGAAUUGUUGAUAUAUAAACAUUUAAAGAUGGGAAAGCAACAAUAAAAACUAUCCUGAGUGACUAAACCAUUAAAAAUUGUAAUAGAUUAAUUGGAUUUACGAUGUCUAUUAAUACUAUCGAACCGAUAUUAAGCUCAGAUCUCCUCAAAAUGUGCCAAUCAAUUUGCGAUACCCAUACCUGUAUAUAAAUGUGUUUGAAAAAUUUCACUAAGCAUGUACAUAAUAAAAGACAUUACAAAUAAACAAAUAAAAUAAACUAUAAAUAAUGUAACUUUGGAAAUUUAUCAUAUUGUAACAAUCACAUCUCCAAACUAAUAGAUACUCUUUUUUAGCAGAUAACACAUUGUUAAUAAGAAUCGUUUGUGUUGUUUUUUUUUAAUAGGGACGGAAAUAACUGACUGAAAACGGAAUCUUUCAAAGAAUUUUAAGAUGAAAUUUUUUAAGGCGUCGCCUGAACGAGUAGAGCAGGACGGCGAUGCGGACCAACUUGCGAAGGAACAAGAAAUUGAUGAACCACCUAUGGAGGAGGGUAGUGCGGAAACAAGAGGCAAUUGGACAAGACAACUCGAUUUUAUGCUUUCUUGUGUCGGUUACGCCGUAGGGCUUGGAAAUUUGUGGCGAUUUCCCUAUUUGUGUAUGAGAAAUGGAGGAGGAGCCUUUCUUAUCCCUUAUUUUGGUUUCCUAUUUUUAUGUGGAGUUCCUCUAUUUUUUAUGGAAUUAUCCCUUGGGCAGUUUUCCUGCCUAUCACCAUUAGAGGUGUGGAAAAUAUCCCCUCUUUUUCGUGGGCUCGGCUGGGGUAUGGUAUUAGUAAGUGGCAUUUUGUCUAUUUACUACAAUCUGAUCAUAUCCUGGGUACUCUACUACCUAUAUAGUUCAUUUAGUAAUCCUUUGCCAUGGGCGUCAUGUGGUAAUGAGUGGAAUACACCGUAUUGCUUAGUUAGAACACACAACUCCUCUAAUAGUUCACUAGUGACCAAUUCAAGCGGGCUGAAUAUUACUCAUAAGACACCCUCUCAAGAGUUUUUUGAAAGAAAAGUAUUAAAUAUGACAGACGGUAUAGGAAAUUUGGGCGGAUUUAACACACAUCUUUUGAUAUGCUUAAUAAUCGCUUGGGUUAUAAUAUUCCUCUGCUUGUUUAAAGGGGUAAAAUCGUCUGGUAAAGUUGUCUAUGUAACGGCAAUUUGUCCAUAUAUAUUCCUUUUUAUUCUGUUGAUUCGAGGUACUUUGCUGGACGGAGCGUGGGAUGGAAUUAGAUUCUACAUUACUCCACAAUGGCAUAAGCUAAAAUCUAUGAAAGUUUGGGGUGAAGCCUGUUUACAAAUAUUCUACUCUCUAGGACCUGCUUGGGGUGGUUUAAUAACUAUGUCAUCGUACAACAAAUUUAAGAACAAUAUGUAUCAUGAUGCAUUAAUUGUUCCUGUUAUCAACUGCGGUACAUCUUUUUUUGCGGGUUUUGUUAUAUUUUCGAUUAUUGGUUUCAUGGCGAAGGAAGCAAAUCUUCCAGUAGAUAAAGUAAUUACAGAAGGACCUGGUUUGGCAUUCGUUGCAUAUCCGGAAGCCUUAACUCGAUUACCUUUUUCACCGGCUUGGGCUGUUAUGUUCUUCGUUAUGCUGCUGACCCUCGGACUCGAUUCACAAUUUGGGCAAGUGGAAACACUUGCCUCCGGUUUCGCCGAUUCGUUUCCUCAUACGCUUGGAAAACGGAAGACGUUUUUCACAGCCUUUAUUUGCCUCAUCGAGUUUCUCUUCGGUUUACCAUUGGUCACUAGAGGUGGUAUGUACAUCUUUCAGAUCCUCGAUUGGUAUUGUGCUGCUUUCAGCGUCAUGGUCAUUGCACUACUAGAGUGUAUCGUUAUAGCGUGGAUAUAUAAAGCUAGAAGAUUAUAUGAUGAAAUAGAAAUGAUGAUUGGUUAUAAGCCGUCUAUUUGGUGGAAAAUAUGCUGGCUUUGUAUAACUCCCAGUCUAAUGAUCUGGAUUUUAAUAUUUACUGCUAUUCAUUAUGCACCUCCAAAGUACGGAAAAUACAUCUUUCCUAAGUGGGCUAUAUCGCUUGGAUGGAGUAUUGCUAUGGUUUCCAUUAUACCGAUACCAAUUGUUGCCAUUUAUAAAUUUUUGAUCACCCCUGGAACUCCAUUGCAGGUCUGCUCUCUUAUCAAAUUUCAAUAUAAAAUAUAUUAAAUAGCGAUGAUCAAUUGCAAAAAGAAAUUCAUAAAUUUACGUUAGGUUCUGUACAAAUGCGUUAAAUCCAAUUGUAUAUAAUUUAGAAAUUCUUGUCUUUGAUCAGAAUUUUGUAAAGAUCCAAUCAAAUUCCGAACCACUAACGUGCCUGAAUGUCACACUAAAUAACCUUAUGAACUUGAGCCAUAAGGGGAAAAAAGGGAAAAACAUAGUUAUCCAUCAAUAUUUCCAUUUAUAAGAUGGAUAUACGAAACUUGGGUUUGACGUGACAAAAAUUACAACCAUUGUAGCAAAAACUCUUUUAUAUUCCUUCUCAAAAUAAAGCUAAAAUAAAUUUAUAUAAAGUAAAUAAAUAAUUUCUUCUAUUUUUCAGAGAAUAAAAAAGCUAAUUCGACCUGAAAAAGAUUGGGGCCCAGGACCAACCAUAUACAAGAAAACUUACAAAUAUAGAAAUGGUAUAAAUGCUGCCAACGCAAACAUAGAACUAUCGUUAACGCAGAAGCUAGAUACUCGCAAUGAAAAGUAUAUUGAUACCUGUAAUGAACAGUGUUAAUUUUCUUCAUUUUCACUUGUAAAUCUGUUAAUUAAGAGCACGUAUUUGUAUAACUGCAUUAUAUCUGCAUCGCGAGCGUUCAUUACUAGGCAUAGAUGUUAUUUUUUGUUUUGUUGAAAAUAUUAAAUUUUACAUUUACGUUAAGUAACAUAUAAACUUAAAUUUUAUGUGCUGUACAUGUAGCAUGCAUGUUACAUCUACCAAGAGUUAGUGUAUCGAAAAAAAAUAUGAAUACAAUGAAUUGUUAACAGAUAGUUUAAA
Dimorphilus gyrociliatus is the source of this 4111-nucleotide messenger RNA. The record is from the annotation of a GenBank genome assembly. Lineage: Eukaryota; Metazoa; Annelida; Polychaeta; Dinophilidae.